Messenger RNA from Linum tenue, 1755 nucleotides. The record is from the annotation of a GenBank genome assembly. NCBI's taxonomy places the organism in Eukaryota, Viridiplantae, Streptophyta, Magnoliopsida, Malpighiales, Linaceae.
AUGCGGUUACUGUGCCGCCGAAUCCCCGAGCCUUGCCGCCCCGGCCACCACCACCGCACCUUAGUCGAUUUCGCCGCAAUUAAGCACGUCCGCGACCGGGGUUUCGAUCAUGCCGUGGAGAGGGAAAUGCUUCUGAAGCCUCUAUUGCAGCUCAAGAACUUCAUAAAAUCGGAGCCGGCCAAGUCUCUGCCGCUUCCGGUCAUCUCCCAACACAAGGAUUCCCUCCAGAUACCUACUCGCCCCAUCGAAUUCAUCCGGAAAUACCCUUCGGUCUUCGAGGAAUUCCACCCCGGCGGCAUAGGGAUUCACCCCCACAUCAAGCUCACCCAACAGGUACUCGAUCUCGACGCUGAGGAGCAAUUAGUUUACCAGAGCGAAAGUUACAAGCAGGAUGUUGCCGAUAGACUUGUCAAGCUGGUCAUGCUUGCGCGAAUUGAUAAAAUUCCGUUAAACGUUCUUGAUUGCAUAAAAUGGGAUCUGGGUUUGCCUGAUGAUUAUGCGAAAAGCAUAGUUCCUGAGUUUCCUGAUUACUUCAGGGUUCUGGGGCCAGAGGUGGCAUUGGAGCUGGUAUGCUGGAGUGAUGAAUUGUCUGUUUCAGUGAUGGAGAAGAAGGCCAAAAGUGGAGGUAAGGUUUACGAAAAGGGGAAGCCUCUUUCGUUCCAGAUGCAGUUUUCGACAGGUUUUGAGAUGGACGAGAAGGUGAAGAAGUGGUUUGAUGAGUGGCAAAAGUUGCCUUAUAUCUCUCCAUAUGAAAAUGCAACACACCUCGGCUCUACUACUGAUGAGGCAGAUAAAUGGGCGGCUGGACUUUUGCAUGAGCUUCUGAAUCUGUUUGUUUCAAAGAAGGCUGACAAGGAGGGUUUGCUAUACGUGGGAGAGUGGUUGGGCAUUCGAUCAUUGUUCAAGAGAGCAUUGCUUAACCACCCUGGGAUAUUUUAUGUUUCUGGUAAGAUGGGAACAUAUACAGUAGUUCUAAAGGAGGGGUACAAAAGAGGAUGGUUAGCUGAGAAGAAUGAAAUUGUUGAUAUUAGAAGUCGAUACAUGCAUCUUAUGCACUUGGUGCCUGAGGAUCGUAAAGCAACUACCAAUGCCCCUGCUGGAAGCAAGAAAGAGGAGAAGAAGACAUCUAAGCAACCGGGAGAGAACAAUAAAAAUCAUGAAAAGGAUGCUUCAGCAAAUUCUAAAGCAUCUGAGCUUGAUGAUAGUGUUGAUGAGGAUGCAUAUGACGAUGAAGAUGAAGAAGAUAAUGAUGAAGUAGAGGAUAAGAAACAUGGCAGUGGUCAUGGAAAUGCUGUAAUAAAAAAGGGGAGAGCAGGUAAUGUAAGGAAUAUGGAUGUGAGGGGGCCUUCAAGGGGUCCAAGAAGAGAAAGGUCAGUUGAUAGACCUUAUAGGAAGAAUGUGGAUGUAAGAGCAGAAGAUUUCAGAAGAACAGAUACGCACAGCAAUUUGGACACAAGUGGCCCAAGAAGGGAAAGGCCAGUUGAUAGACCUUAUAGGAAGAGUAUGGAUACGAGAACAGAAGAUUCCAGAAGAACUGAAACACGAAGGAAUUGGGACGUCAGGGGGCGUUCAAGGGAUUCAAGAAGAGAACACUCAGAUGAGAAACCUUAUAGGAAGAGUGAAAAUAAAGUUAGGUCAGAUGAUUCCCAAGCAACUGACCCACGUUCAUGGAGUAAUUUCAGGGGAAACACAGGGGAAAAGGGCAGAUUUCCCCAAGAAGAUGAACCUGUAACUGAUAAGAGUAUUGCUAGUUAG